AUGAGAACGUCACGAGUCUCCAAGGAGACAGCAAAGGUUGUUGAGAUUCUGUCAGCGGCUCCACGUCGCCAAUCGCGGCGGAUUGCCAACGCGAAAAACUCACUUAACAGCUACCCCCUAGCGGACAGGAGGAGACAAAGCGAGUUAGCCUCCCAUCAUAGCAGCUCCACAAGAGCCGAGCCCCAGAGUGAUAGUCACGAUGACUCUGAACUCUCCUCUGCGAAUCCCACGGACAUUGAGGAUCUCCUGGCACCAGCGCGGGCAAUAUCGCAAGACCGGAAAAGGAAACGCGAUCAUGAUUUUUUGUCUAAUGAAAUCAAGCGAUCGGCUUCAACAGCACCAUCACAUAGGACAUCCACUACACCGGAAAAGCCUACUAUCAUCAAAAAGGAGGAGACAGAGUCGAAACCAACCCCAAAGCCUCGAUCACGACGGCUACCGGCGCGUAGAUCGACCGGCGCCAACGGAGUCGUCAAAGUUGAACCCCCCUCAAAUUGGGAAAAUAUUUAUGAUAUCGUCAAGGAAAUGCGUCGCAAAAACCCCACCGCACCAGUGGAUACUAUGGGCUGCUCCCAGCUCUACUGGCGCUCUUCUUCCCCGCGUCAAAGGCGUUUCCACAUCCUCAUAGCCCUGAUGCUUUCGUCGCAGACGAAAGAUACCGUCACUGCCAUUGCUAUGCAACGGUUGCAUACAGAGCUGGGACCUGAAAGUGAUAACAGGGAGGCGGAUUUUGGGACGUUGGUCGUAAAGAAGGAGGAAGUGGAGGAGGGCCACUCCAUAAAAGAAGAAGAAGUGAUGGUCUCUACUAAGAAGGAAGAAGAGGUGGUUUCAAUAAAGGAGAAUGGAGUAUGGGCCGUGAAGGGAGAGGAGGAGGGCCGGCAGACGGUGAAACAAGAGGAGAAAUGGGAGCAAACUAUGAAGAGAGAGGAGAAAAGGGCUGUGAAAGUUGAAAGAGAAGCAGAAGAGGAAGAGGAGCAGGAGCAGGAAGCAAAGAAAGCAUUAGUGUGGGACCAAAACAACCAACACACAAAAAGCACCUUAACCCUCGAGAACAUCCUUGCCGUAAAACCAGCCCGCCUCAAUGAACUCAUUCAGAGUGUCGGCUUCCAUAACAACAAAACAAAAUACAUCAAAGCUGCUGCUAUCAUACUUCGAGACGAGUAUAAUUUUGACAUUCCACCCACCGUGGAGGGACUAAUGCGAUUGCCAGGCGUCGGGCCGAAGAUGGCUUACCUCUGUAUGAGUUCCGCAUGGGGCCGUGAUGAGGGCAUAGGCGUCGAUGUUCAUGUGCAUCGUAUCACGAAUUUGUGGGGGUGGCAUAAGACAAAGACACCUGAGGAGACUCGGGCGGCGCUGGAGAGUUGGUUGCCCAAGGACAAGUGGCAUGAGAUUAAUAAGCUAUUGGUUGGGCUAGGACAGACGGUAUGUUUACCAGUGGCUAGGAGAUGCGGGGAGUGUGAGCUUGCGGGAACCGGGUUGUGUAAGAGUGAGAUCAGAGGGUGGACGGCCAAGGUGAAGAAGGAGAGGAAGGUAAAGAAAGAGGAGGCUGAGAUGGUAGUAAAGAGGGAGAGUAAGAUAGGGAUCAAAAUUGAAGAGUAA
Molecule: messenger RNA, 1599 nt
Organism: Histoplasma mississippiense
Lineage: Eukaryota; Fungi; Ascomycota; Eurotiomycetes; Onygenales; Ajellomycetaceae
Exons: 2
Coding region: 1-1599 (532 amino acids)
Biological process (GO): base-excision repair, AP site formation; nucleotide-excision repair; base-excision repair
Cellular component (GO): nucleus
Molecular function (GO): oxidized pyrimidine nucleobase lesion DNA N-glycosylase activity; DNA binding; DNA-(apurinic or apyrimidinic site) endonuclease activity
Source: RefSeq, a predicted model, not a curated record